CAGUAUGGUUACGAUGAAUUUGAGCAGUUCGGGUUCGGCCUACAAAACCCAAACCGUGGGUUCGUGGAAAUGUACCGUUGUUACCCGGUUGUUAUGAUGCAAGGAAACGAAAGACAGAACGUGAACUUCGGAGGGAAAAUCAUUUUACCACCUUCUGCGCUAGCAAAAUUAGCCAGCUUGAAUAUUGUUUAUCCUAUGUUGUUUGAGUUACGAAAUAAUGUAAAGCAGAGUCAUUCGCAUGCUGGAGUGCUCGAAUUCAUUGCAGAAGAGGGUCGUGUAUAUUUACCCUUCUGGAUGAUGCAAACUCUAUUAUUGGAAGAGGGAGAUCUUAUCGAAAUAAAAAAUGCAUCAUUGCCCUUGGGCAGCUAUGUCAAGAUUCAACCACAAACUGUUGAUUUUUUGGACAUUAGUGAUCCGAAAGCUGUACUUGAAAAUGCGUUACGUAAUUUCUCCACUUUAACACAAGGCGAUAUCAUCCAAAUUAAUUAUAAUAAUAAGAUUUACGAAAUCCUAGUAUUGGAGGUAAAACCUUUGAACAAUGGUAUCUCUAUUGUAGAAACAGAUUUAGAGGUCGACUUUGCACCACCAGUAGGAUAUGUCGAAAAACCGCAACCAAAAAAUACUAUGGCGAACAAGAUCAAGAUAGAGGAACCAUCAAUCGAAUCUACAGGAUGGUCUGCAUUUCGAGGUAGUGGGCAACGUUUGAAUGGAAAGGCAGUGAAGGCAGCAUCGUCUGCUUCAACUUCAAAUUCCAGUGCAAAUUCAAGUAUAGAUGAUUUAAAUGAAAAUAUACCAGCUCCCCUAAAUUUGCCGUUCGGAAAGUUAUUCUUUGGUUAUAAAGUCGUACCUUUUGGUGAAAAAAAGCAAGGAAUAGCGGAUGAUUCUGUGCCGUUAUUUCCCGGAGAAGGGCAAACUUUACGACCUCCUAGAUAG
Dentiscutata erythropus is the source of this 933-nucleotide messenger RNA. The record is from the annotation of a GenBank genome assembly. NCBI's taxonomy places the organism in Eukaryota, Fungi, Glomeromycota, Glomeromycetes, Diversisporales, Gigasporaceae.